AUGGACGUUCUCAAGGCCCGCAUCAUGGAGGCAGCCCCUGGGGAGGUCCAGGGCGUCAUCUCCUCGGUUCAGUUCGUCCCCAGGGCCGCGGCGUUCACUUCCUUGAUACAGAUGCCCAACACCUUUAGCUAUAGCGCGCUCAUCAGCGCACUGGCGCGCGCGGGGCGCUGGCAGGAGGCGGAGCGGUACUUCCAGGAGCUGGCAGCCAAGGCGCAGCGCCACCCCGACAUGCAGCCCAACACCGUCACCUACGCAGCCCUCAUCUCUGCGUACGAGAAGGGCGGGCAGCUGGACCGGGCGCUGGCGGCGUUUGAGCGCCAGCUGGCGGCUGACGUGGCGCCAGACCUCAUCACCUACUCAUCCCUCAUCACCGCCUGCGAGCGCGCGGGCAGCCUGGGCCAGGCGUCUUGCCUGCUGGACCAGCUGCACGGCUCGGGGCUGGUGGGCAACCACCAGCUGUACCAUGGGCUGCUGUCGGCGUGCCAGGUGGCGGGGCGGUGGGAGCUGGCGGUGGAGGUGUUCCUGGGCAUGCAGUGCGCCACGAUGCGCCCCACGGCGCACACCGUCGGCCUGCUGCUGGGCACGCUGUGCGAGGCGGGGCAGGCGGGCCACGCGCUGUGCCUGCUGUGCGAGGCGCUGCGGGGCCGCUACGAGCUGGGGCCCUCCGCCUACCACGCCGUACUGCAGCUGCUGGCGGGGCUGGGGGACUGGCGCGCGGCGCUGGGGGUGUACCGGGCCAUGCAGCUGGUCAAGGCGGGGCCGGAUGCCAGCUCAGCAGGGCUCAUAGUCGCGGCCUGCAUGCACGGCGGCAACCAGGCGCUGGCAGCGCAGCUGGCGGGGGAGUUUGUGGCGCAGGGCCUGCUGCAGCCGGCGCCGCCGCCGGGCGGCCCCACCAACGGCAGCGCCGCCGAGGCGCCCGCCGACGGCCCCGCCGCGCCCGCCGCGCACGCAUCGCACCCGCAGCAGCAGCACCACCACCAGGCGCAGUACCGCCGCAGCGGCAGCAGCGGCAGCAGCGCCAGCACGGCGGCCGCCAGCGUGGGCGGCCUGGGCAGCACCUACUCAAUCGCCAGCCCCAGGAGCAGCGCCACAGCCAGCCCCAAGGCGUGA
Messenger RNA from Chlorella variabilis, 1110 nucleotides. RefSeq lists its product as hypothetical. Lineage: Eukaryota; Viridiplantae; Chlorophyta; Trebouxiophyceae; Chlorellales; Chlorellaceae. The record is from RefSeq and is a predicted model, not a curated record. Gene Ontology annotation, molecular function: protein binding. The coding region runs from base 1 to 1110 and encodes 369 amino acids. The transcript has 7 exons.